AGCGUCCCCGGGCCAACGGGGGCCCCCGAGCGCGGGGGUGGCCGUGCGCGCCCGCAGCCAGCAGGUGCCAGGACCUGGCCUCGCCCGGACGCGUGGCGUCCGCGGGCGCGAAGGGGUUAAGGCCGCGGGCCUGGGCGCCUGGCCCGGGCCAGGGGAGCUGCGGUGCCCGGCGGAGGGCUAGCAAGCCCCAGGCGCAGGGCAGGGCAGCGGGCGGGCGUGCGCUUCCUCCUCCUCCUCCUACUCCUCCCCCCCGCCUCCUCCUUUGUAGCGAGUUCCCGGCCCCUCUUCCUCCCCCCGCCCCCCAGCCUGGGCCCUCUCCCCCUCUCCCUUUCUUCCUGCCUCGCCUUCCUGCGGCGAAGGAGGCUCAUCUAUUAUAAAUGCACAUUCGGGGCUGACAUCAGCGGCGAGCGGCGGGCGAGCGCCGACGAGCGGUCCCUGCGCGCUGCCCGCCCGGAGCGCGGCCCCAGGCUCCUGCGAACUGCCCGCGGGGCGCGGGGAGCGGCGAGCGCGCCCAGAGCUGCCCGCGCCGCGCCCGCCCGCUUCCCGCCGCCGCCUGGGGCCCGCGGUGGACCCGGGCCGCCGCCUCCGCACGCCGCGCCCGCGCCCCCGCACCGCCCCGGAGUUUCUGCAUGACUGUCACAAAGAUGUCCUGGCGUCCACAAUACCGCAGCUCCAAGUUCCGGAAUGUCUACGGGAAGGUGGCCAACCGGGAGCACUGCUUCGAUGGUAUCCCCAUCACCAAAAAUGUGCACGAUAACCACUUCUGUGCUGUCAACGCCCGCUUCCUGGCUAUUGUCACCGAGAGCGCGGGAGGUGGCUCCUUCCUGGUCAUCCCUCUGGAGCAGACGGGCAGGAUUGAACCCAACUACCCCAAGGUCUGUGGUCACCAAGGCAACGUGCUUGACAUCAAGUGGAACCCAUUCAUUGACAACAUCAUUGCCUCGUGCUCAGAGGACACAUCGGUGCGGAUCUGGGAGAUCCCCGAGGGGGGUUUGAAGCGGAACAUGACUGAGGCUCUCCUGGAGCUGCACGGGCACAGCCGGCGCGUGGGGCUGGUGGAGUGGCACCCCACCACCAACAACAUCCUGUUCAGUGCCGGCUAUGACUACAAGGUCCUCAUCUGGAACCUGGACGUGGGUGAGCCCGUGAAGAUGAUAGACUGCCACUCGGACGUGAUCCUCUGCAUGUCCUUCAACACAGACGGCAGUCUGCUCACCACCACGUGCAAGGACAAGAAGCUUCGCGUGAUCGAGCCCCGCUCCGGCCAUGUCCUGCAGGAGGCAAACUGUAAAAACCACAGAGUGAACCGGGUGGUGUUCCUGGGAAACAUGAAACGGCUUCUCACGACAGGGGUCUCCAGGUGGAACACAAGACAAAUCGCCCUCUGGGACCAGGAGGACCUGUCCAUGCCCCUGAUCGAGGAGGAAAUUGAUGGGCUGUCAGGCCUCCUGUUCCCCUUCUACGAUGCUGAUACCCACAUGCUCUACCUGGCUGGAAAGGGAGACGGAAACAUCCGGUACUACGAGAUCAGCACUGAGAAGCCCUUCUUGAGUUACCUCAUGGAGUUCCGCUCCCCAGCCCCGCAGAAAGGCCUAGGGGUCAUGCCCAAGCAUGGGCUGGACGUGUCGGCCUGCGAGGUGUUCCGCUUCUACAAGCUGGUGACUCUCAAGGGCUUGAUCGAGCCCAUCUCCAUGAUCGUGCCCCGGAGGUCGGAUUCCUACCAGGAAGACAUUUACCCCAUGACGCCAGGCACGGAGCCAGCUCUGACCCCCGAUGAAUGGCUGGGAGGCAUCAACCGAGAUCCCGUGCUGAUGUCUUUGAAGGAAGGCUAUAAGAAGUCCUCAAAAAUGGUAUUUAAGGCUCCCAUCAAAGAAAAGAAGAGCGUUGUGGUCAAUGGAAUAGAUUUAUUAGAGAAUGUCCCGCCCAGGACAGAGAACGAGCUCCUCCGAAUGUUCUUCCGGCAGCAGGAUGAGAUCCGGCGGUUGAAAGAGGAGCUGGCCCAGAAGGACAUCCGCAUUCGGCAGCUGCAGCUGGAGCUGAAAAACUUGCGCAACAGCCCCAAGAACUGUUAGCUCCCGGGCAGGGCUGCCUUCUAAGCUGACCUCUGAUCUCUCCGCGGUUUCCACACGCCCCUUAACUUCCCCUUCUCCAGCGCCCCCAGAGACAGAGCCGGGACUGGAGCUGGGGACUGCCUGAGGACGCCCACCUGCCACCUUGAGGACUGGAAGUUGCCCUUUGACCUCUCGACCUCCUGCUGGGAAAGUCCCCAGCCUCUCCUGGAGACCCACCGCUGGAGAACCCCCCUUUCCCCGCCACCCCAGGAGCCUCAGAGGCCCCUUGGAGGGGUGAAGACCAUGGACUCCUUGUGGGGUGACCCUCAAUGGAUCAGGGAGCAGAGGGCGAAGCCAGGACCCCAGUAGACAGAGAACUUGAACUUUUCCCCUGCCAAGGGACUGCAGGGACAUCUCGGCUCUCCCUGCCGGGGCUCACAGCACCCUUGCCGUUGGCCCAGUAAGGGCUGGAUUACAGGCCUGGGCUGUUCUGCCUCCCCUCCCUCCAUCUCCCUCCCUUCCCUGACAGCCCCACAAGCCUGGCUCACCUGACAAGGGUUGCAAGCAGCCCAGCUCCUUUCUGUCUCUUGCCCCCCUCUCUUGUCUUCAGGGAAUUAAGAGGAUUGCUCACCAAGGCCAUAAUGACCCCUUGCCUUCCCAUGAUUCUCUUCAAAGCUCUUGGAACACCCGUUUCCCGUUUAAUUUGUGAGGUAGGCAGGGUAGGGAAUAGGGUCCCCAUUUUACGAAGGACAGAACUGAGGGUUACAAUGGGGAAGUGACUUAUUAAGUCACCCAGAAGGUUAACAGUCAACCCAGGACCAGGACCCAGCAUGUCCAGACUCCGGGCCUGGGCCCUUCCCCCCGCAUCAAGAUGCCAGUUGCAUGGGGACAUCCUCUGUGCCCACGUCUCUGUGGAGAAUGAGAACUGGAAUCCACUGCUACCAUCUGCCCAACACCAGUAGUGCCAACGUGCCACACUGCCCAGUUGAGGCCCUUCCCACCCAGUGCUCCUGGCCCCUGCCCUGUGCUCUCCCUCCUCAGGGGACUCCCUCCCGAUGAGGCCCCUUCCCCUGGAAGCCAGGGCUGAGAAGGGGGAGCUCGGCCCUGGGGAAGACAGGGCGGAAGGGGUCUGAUCACUUCAGGGGCCGCUCUGCACCUGUCCCUCGCCACUUCCGUCUCAGCCACUUUCAGCCUUACACUCGUAGAAGGACCACAGCCCCUUAUGUCCGUAUAGCACUUUAAAAGUUUACACGGUUCUUUGACCCGUAGGACCUCAUUCAAGCCUCGAAUCUGCUCCAAGAGGUGGGGAGCCUUCUCUCCAUGCUGCCGAUGAGGACAUAGACGUGGCCCAAGGUCACAGGACUCUCUGAGAUGCCAUAUUUCAUCUGGUCUUCUACGCAUUUUCUUUUUUGUUUCCUUAUUUGCUCCCAUCGUUUCCCACUAUCCACAGAGUCUGUAAACACUGCUGUCAGAAAAGUCACAGUUCCGGGGGCGAGAUCUGGCCUGGGGGUCAAGAAAUGGGUGUCCACUCCUCUCUCAUUAGCUAGGAUCUACUAGAUGCGUUUUACCCCACACCGGCUUUUCCCGUGGCCACCCUCUAAAACGUCCCUCCACAGAGGCUAGGGCGCCCUCAGCCCCUCCAGGUCACCUGGGCAGGGAAAGCCCCAGCCCUCAGGCUUUUCCUCCAAGAACCCUCCACCCUCUCGGCCAGCUACAGCAGGGUCUCUGGGCCCGCCGCCCCCUGCAGCUAGACAGUGUCUGCUCUCAUCCCCUCCUCACACUUCUGGACCUUUUUUUUCUUCCCCCAUUGACCUUUGUGGUCUUCUGUGAUUAUUUAUGCUGCCUCCCAAGGAUAGAAUUGAAAUAAAAUGUUUUCAACUUA
This is a messenger RNA of Lutra lutra (Eurasian river otter), 3933 nucleotides long. It is a transcript of the gene CORO2B, whose product is annotated as coronin 2B. Gene Ontology annotation, biological process: actin filament organization. The transcript is spliced from 12 exons. Gene Ontology annotation, molecular function: actin filament binding. The coding region runs from base 630 to 2072 and encodes 480 amino acids. The record is from RefSeq and is a predicted model, not a curated record. NCBI's taxonomy places the organism in Eukaryota, Metazoa, Chordata, Mammalia, Carnivora, Mustelidae.